Molecule: messenger RNA, 3867 nt
Organism: Zasmidium cellare ATCC 36951
Lineage: Eukaryota; Fungi; Ascomycota; Dothideomycetes; Mycosphaerellales; Mycosphaerellaceae
Exons: 4
Coding region: 1-3867 (1288 amino acids)
Cellular component (GO): plasma membrane
Molecular function (GO): calcium-activated cation channel activity
Source: RefSeq, a predicted model, not a curated record
AUGGUCUCUUUCUCGUGCGAGAAUUGCGGCGAUGUCUUGACGAAGAAGAAACUAGACGGCCAUCGUAAUCAAUGCCGUGGCGCGACCUUUACUUGCCUUGAUUGCAUGGUUCACUUCUACGGAACCGAAUAUCGAUCGCAUACCUCCUGCAUAUCAGAAGCCCAGAAGUACCAAGGAGCGCUGUACCGGCCGGACAAGGACAAGCAGAAUAAUAAGAAGGGCAGCGAGGAGAAGCGCAAGUCCAUGAACGGAUAUAAUAACUCUCAGGCUAUGGUGCCGAGAGGGGCAUACGUUGAAGAUGCACCAGAAGGUGAUGACAUGAACGCGGUGGCCGUUAUCGACGUUCCACCGAGAGCACCGACCCCGCCGCCUGCGCCUGAACAAAUCACUGAAGGGGUGAACGUCUUCGACUUUCUCGUCACCGAUUCGACACCGAAGGGAGCCGUACAGCCGCCUGACGAACGCAAAAUGCUUGGAAACGGCGAGUCGCAGUAUUCGCAAUAUUCGCAGUACUCACAGUACUCCAACGGCCGUGGAUCGCGAUACUUGGAGCAUGGAUAUUCUUACGGUGAUGCGCCAGUGCAACCCAGCUUUGAGCGCUACGAUUCCUACAAUAAUCUGGCAGAAUCGCAACAGUCAAAUUCCUUCGUGACGCCGGCGCCGAAGGAACGACGCAGAGAAAAGAAGGAGAAGUACACUGUGGAGAAGAGCGAGAAGAAGAGGAAGCGUAAUGUAGAAGAAUUGGACAUCUCCAGCGCGAAGCGGCCAAUGUCGCGCGAUGAACCCAUGACGGACGCACCUGCGACUGGCGGAAGGACGCUGCAUUCUGGCCUUACAGGAGGCCUCAGUCGUCUGGUCACAGAUGCUGAGUUCUACGAUGACCGGAUUGAAGCCGGACCUACCCCUAUCAGCCCGUUGAAGCGAAGCAAGAAGGAAAAGGACGCCAAGCCUGGAGCGAAGGAAGAGCGCAGAAACAGAGGCGACGACAAGCACCGCCGUCGUUCGCGUAGCCCUGAUCGAGAGCGUCACAAGGACAAGCACGGAAGGAGCGCCCGACAUGACUCUUUCUCAUCUGAAGAUCGCUCACACGUCAGUCGAAGGAAACAGAUCGAGUAUCCGGACAGACCCAGCUCAGUUCAACCCUCGGCGACAAACCAGAUUAUCUCAUACAAAUCACGGGCCGAUCUCUUCAUGUCCUUCAUCAACAAGGGACCAGAGAGCGAACGAGGCUGCUCAAUCAAUAAGGCCCUGAAACGAUAUCAUCGAGAGCGCGACGUCCGAGGCGAGGAGAAGGACGAAGAGGACAAGGAGCUAUGGAAAUCUCUACGACUGCGACAAGGCGACCACCGCGGCUCAGGCUCAACAUCCGGCGCAGCCAUCCUCGGAGCCUUCAUCCCAACCUUCAUCAUCGCCGUCAUCUACGUGACCGCCUUUGUACUGGUUCGGAAUCACUUCCGAAAAGUCUACGCACCCAGGACGUUCCUAGGAACGAUUCCAGAGAAAGAUCGAACUCCUACGUCGAGGGCAGAGGAUUGGUGGUGGUUCAAGGACUUCCGGAAUUUGACGGAUCACUUCGUCUUGCAGCACAAUUCCCUUGAUGCGUGGCUGUUUCUGCGGUUUCUACGAUUCAUAGUCUGGAUAUGUUUUGCUGGGGUUUGCCUCACUUGGCCGAUUCUGUUCCCGGUGAACGCAACUGGUGGUGGGACCCGCGAACAACUCGACAAGAUUGCCCUGGGAAAUGUCACGAAGAACAACCAUCUUUGGGCACACACGGUCGUUGCCUGGGUGUUCUUCCUGGGCAUUUUCCUUGUGAUCGCGUUCGAGCGUCUGCAGUUGAUUGGAUUCCGACAGGCCUGCUAUUUGAAUGAGAAGCAUGCGAGCAAGCUGUCCGCAAGGACUGUGCUUUUCCUUAACGCUCCAAGCGAUGCUCUUCAACCAAGCAACUUGAAACAAUAUUUCGGGGAACAAGCAGAUUAUGGCUGGCCGGUCAAGGAUACCGGCCACUUGGAAGAGCUCAUUGAGCAGCGAAAUGGAGCGGCUUUUGGGCUGGAAAGUGCUGAAAUAGACUUGAUCGUCAACGCAGUGAAGAGUCGCAAAGGAAGGCCGCAGGAUGUGAAUGGAAGUUCUGCACAGGAAGAGCAGUCUGCUGUCCCAAAGCACCAGCGGCCUACUACGAGAAAGCCCCCACUUGUUGGAACAAAGGUCGAUAGGAUCGAGACUUUGCGCAAGAAAGUGGUUGAGAUUGCUGGCACCAUCGACUCACAUCGAGCUGCGCCUGGCAGGAACGUCCCCAGCGAGUCUGCAAUCUUCGUCUCUUUUGCCAGUCAGGAGGCUGCUCACAGAGCGUUCCAGCAAAUUACUUUCCAGCCAAAAGUUCCACUCGAAGAUCGAUACCUGGCUGUACAGCCAAAGGAAGUGCUAUGGAAAAACAUCCAGCAACCGGCCGCUAAACGCGUGUCAAAGGCCAGCCUGGCUCUUGUAUUUGUCAUCGUGUUCACAAUCUUCUUUUCGAUUCCCGUGGGUCUUCUCGGUACCUGGAGCAACGCAAAGCAACUUGCAGACAAAGUCGAAUGGCUGAGCUGGGUCAACGAUCUUCCACCUUGGGUACUUGGUCUCCUCACAGGUCUGGUUCCACCCGCCCUGACUAGUUGGUUCGUCUCGUAUGUGCCAAAGCUGUUCCGCCAUGUCGCGAAGCUUUCAGGCGAGCCCACUACUCCGCAAGCAGAGCUGAAAACCCAGGCGUGGUAUAUGGCUUUCCAGGUCGUUCAGGUCUUCCUCGUCACGACGAUCUCUUCCGGAACUGCUGCAGUUGUCACGAAGAUCAUGCGCGAGCCUCAUUCAGCGCCUGCCUUGCUGGCUGAGAAUCUACCCACGGCGUCAAACUUCUACUUGACGUACUUCCUCUUGCAAGGUCUCACUAGCUCGUCUCAGAACCUUCUGGACUACUCAGAACUGUUCGAGUACUUGUUCUACGAGUACUUCUGGAACAAGACACCCCGAGAGAAGUUCCAGACUUACGCCUUGAUGCGAGCUACGCCGUGGGCUGCAUGGUAUCCGAAGUUCACAAACUUCUUCAUCAUUGCGGUGGCAUACGCCUGCAUUCAGCCUCUGAUACUGGGAUUCGCAACGAUAGGCAUCUUCUUCUUUUACCUCAGCCAUCGAUACCAAUUGCUUUACGUCAGACAAACCAAGAUCGAUACCAAAGGCGAAGCAUACAAACGGGCCUUGCAGCAGAUGCCGACUGGAUUGUACAUUGCAGAGCUGUGCUUGAUCGGUCUUUUUGGAGCGAGAAAGGCGGCAGUGCAAAGCACGCUUAUGAUUGUCCUUCUGGUGAUCACCGCGGUGGCCAACUUCUUGCUGGACAGGAUGUUGAAGCCACUUGAGCUGUAUCUCGGAGUCGACAAAUGGCAAGAGCAAGAAGUACCUCUCCUCGCUGAAGAGGACGGUAUCGAUCCCAACGACGAGGCUGCCCUGCAUGCAGCAUCGCAUGGAAGACGACUCGGCAUCAAACGCCUGCCCAAUCCCGCUCCAAGGGUGUUAUCAGACUUCUUCGAUUCCAUCAUUUCCGCCGCCCGCGACAAGGCAUACUCUUGGCUCGACCAGCCACGAGUCAUGGACGAUAAUCCACCACAACUCAGCGAGGAAGAUAUCGCAAAGGCAUACAUCGCUCCAGCGUUCACGUCCAAGACACCAAAGCUAUGGAUUCCACGGGACAAGUAUGGUGUGUCAAAGCAGGAGAUUGAACAGAACGAAGCAGUGGGGAUCCAGGCCACUGAUGAGGCCGCUGAGAUCGAUGAGAAAGGUAAACUGCAUUGGGACUCGAAUUUCGAGAAUGUGCCGGUCUUUUCCAAGCCCAAGGUUAUCUAG